Eleginops maclovinus (Patagonian blennie) is the source of this 2112-nucleotide messenger RNA. It is a transcript of the gene mffa, whose product is annotated as mitochondrial fission factor a. The transcript is spliced from 8 exons. Gene Ontology annotation, biological process: positive regulation of mitochondrial fission. Bases 200 to 1171 code for a protein of 323 amino acids. The record is from RefSeq and is a predicted model, not a curated record. Gene Ontology annotation, cellular component: peroxisome; mitochondrial outer membrane. Lineage: Eukaryota; Metazoa; Chordata; Actinopteri; Perciformes; Eleginopidae.
CCUGUUUGAAGGACAGACGGUGAAAGAAGAGAGGAGGCUCCUCUCGUGUCAACACAAGGGAGAUGCCUGACAGCUACAUCAUCUGUAAUACACUUAACCGUACCACUCAGGGUUUACUUUGAAGUUUGUUUUAUUUCCUUUAAGAUCUGAUAAGUACAUUUGUGAAGGAAGCGAACCGAAGCAACAAACCAAACCCAAAAUGAACGGAGCAGCAUUCCCUUCCCCCACGGCAGAAAUGGCCGAGAUGAACCGCAUCCAGUAUGAGAUGGAGUACACCGAAGGGAUCAGUCAGAGGAUGCGGAUCCCUGAGAUGCUCAAAAUGGGUCACCAGGGCCACGAGGAUCCUAAUUAUGGAUCUCAGGAGGUUCCCCACAGUGUCACAAUGCAAGUGCCAGAGAGAAUUGUGAUUUCAGGAGACAGUAAUGACCCCCAGUACCCCAGACCCAGAGACCUGGACCUAAUCCAGUCCACACCACUAGAAAGCCUCUCACUGAAGACCCCACCCAGAGUCCUGACCCUCAGUGAUCGGCCCCUGGACUUCCUGGAGGAGGAGGAGGAGCAGCAGCACCAGCAGCAGCAGCAGCAGCAGCAGCAGCAGCAGCAGCAGGAGCAGCAAGCCGCUCCAGACACUGAGGAGUUGCUGCGGCCACAAGCACGAGUACGCCGGGAACGAUCAUCCAGCGAGAAUGCCUCGGCCCGGCACAACACUCAGAUGAUGCGCAACGAUUCUGCUGCGACCCCCUCCCCCCCUCCCACUGUCCACCCUUUGCCCCCUCUCACCGCGGCCGAGGAGGAACACAACCUGUACAGCGCUAGCGGUGUUCUCUCUUUCCUCCAGUCCACGACACGCCGGGCCUACCAGCAGGUCCUGGAGGUCCUGGACGAAAACCCCCGCAGCAAGCCAUCACUGCGAGGGGGGGCGGCCUCGAGCUCCAACCCCCUGCAUGACUCCAGGCUUGCACUGUCAACACUUGAAUCUUCAAUGGAUGCGGGCGCUGAUGACAUGACUGUGGUUGAUGCGACAACGCUGCGACGCCAGCUCAUCAAGUUGAACCGGAGACUGCAGCACUUGGAGGAGGAGAACAAGGAGCGGGCGAAGCGGGAGAUGAUUCUGUACUCCGUCACCGUGGCUUUCUGGCUGGUCAACACCUGGGUGUGGUUGAGACGUUAGAGCCGGCUGUGUUUCCUCCGUCACCCUGACAGAAGAACGUACCAUCCCAUACCCUGUGUUAUAUACUAGCUACUCGCUGCACUCAGUCCCUGUGUGAGGAACCCCCCCCAUGUACACAGCCUGCUCCACACAGGGCAGAUUAUUAUUUCUGAUUUGGUUUAUUUAAUACAUGUACAGUUUUAUUUUUUUACGUUUGUUUCAUCAUGUCCCAUGUUGUCCUAUGUUUUGUUUUUAUUACAAAUGUUCUCGCUCACCGCUUAAGCAUGACUUGUGUAAAUAUUUGUCCAUGUCAACGAGAGAAAUUCAGAGAUACAGUAAAGCAUAGUUUACCAAAAUAUGUUCAAUGGCACUUCAGUGUGGGGGUGUAAAGAUGUUGGAUAUUUAUUGGGGGGAGAGUAAAAUGACUUGAACUGGGAAAUGUAAGACAAUUUAGUAAAAUCAUACGUAUAACAUGUGGUCCUUUCUUGAUGCAUUAAGUGAUAUGCACACAUCAGUAUCAUUUUGUAUGUAAAUAGAGACCAUAGAGCUCUGAAAAUGCCUAAAAGUAAAAGAAGUUAUUGUACAAUUUAGUGCAAAAUAUUAGAUACUUGAAGAUAAAUAAUAUAGAAGUGUUGAAAAAAUCUGAACAGAUCAUUUAAACUUUAUUCUGUUUUCACAGCGUUACAAUUAACCACCAUAUGAACAAACUGGCUUUGAAAUAUUUGAACAAAAUAUGCUAGACAAUAAAUCACAUUCAAUACAACAACAGCUAAAUAUUGAUUCUUAAAUUUUAAACUGAGCCCUGAUUGGGCCUUUUACGGCAUGUUAGCAUCAGCCCUCAUGUUGUCUCGGGUCAAAUUUGACCCAUUUCUAAAUGUGAGGUGAUCUAUGUCUUGCCACAAAAUCACAUGGAUGGUUUCAUACAAUGUUCUUUGCAAGAAAAAUAAAAGGUUACUACUAAA